Mustela lutreola (European mink) is the source of this 912-nucleotide messenger RNA. RefSeq lists its product as uncharacterized. The transcript has 7 exons. NCBI's taxonomy places the organism in Eukaryota, Metazoa, Chordata, Mammalia, Carnivora, Mustelidae. The record is from RefSeq and is a predicted model, not a curated record. Bases 1 to 840 code for a protein of 279 amino acids.
AUGAAACCACAGGGGUGUGAAGGCAGCAGGUCAGGAGUUCAGGAGGACGCAGCCAUGGAAGGCGUUCAACGGAAAAGCUACGUCGGGAAGAUCCUGGACACAAGUGACGGUGCAUGUGAAGAGUUAAGACGAGAAAGAAAGCUCCUGUGGAAGAGAAGCACCCAGCCCACGGCAAUGCUUUCAGGCUCUGGAAAGGGUGGAGGCCCGGUGGAGAGCGCUGAGUUGUGGGAAUCACGGGCUGUCCUUGUCGUCAAAGGAAAGAAGACCUACAAAGACAUAACAACGCGAAUGCCCCUGGCAACGUCUAACCCCGAGUGGAAAGUGGGAAAGCCGAGAACCCCUGGAGAGAAACGGGAGUGGGGACGCAGGGCCUGGGAUUCCCUCCCCGCUAGCAGCAGUGACGUCACAGGCGAGCUCCUCCGCGGCGCUGGGCUGGAGCGGGGGAGGCGUCCCUGGGAAUUUCCAGGGAAACACUGCAGCAGAUGGCCUGCCUGGCUGAGCUUCAGUGACACAUCUGCAGCACGGCUGGGACAUCAUGUGAAGGAUCCCAAGCCACGAACCAACGCUACACCCUACGUGCCUCCCUCCCCCCAACGUUUGCUUUCUGCCAGUUACAUUAUGCAGGCUGUCAAGGUGGCCCGUGGAAUACAAGGGCAAAUGUUGCUAAGGAAAGUCAUACUACUUUUCACCAAGGCGAUGGAGCAGAAGAAUGGAAUUUGGAAGCCUACCACUGUGGUGAUCACCCUUACAGACGUAGUGUUGAACACAAUUCUGAUUGAGAAAGCCAUUCCUAAAAACAAAAAAAGUAUGUUUGCUAGGAUGAAAUAUUUCUAUUUCUAAGUGAAGGACUUUGGAUGAAUUGUAAGAUUUUCAUGCAUUAGUACGUGAAAAAAUAUGUUCAAAAUGAUUAAA